Messenger RNA from Ostrea edulis (European flat oyster), 1396 nucleotides. RefSeq names its product cell death abnormality protein 1-like. Lineage: Eukaryota; Metazoa; Mollusca; Bivalvia; Ostreida; Ostreidae. The transcript has 8 exons. The record is from RefSeq and is a predicted model, not a curated record. The coding region runs from base 1 to 1191 and encodes 396 amino acids.
AUGGAUAACCGGACCUUUCUACGACUGAUCACACUAGCCAUCUUUGUUUGUAUUUGUGUUGUUGCAUUUGUCCCGGAGGAUGUAGAAGGAUCUUACGCAAUCCGACGAAGGAGACCUUAUGCAAUCCGUCGUAAGGGAUAUUACGAUAUCCGUCGAAGGGGCUCGGGAAGUUACACAAUCCGCCGAAGAGGAAGCUACGCAAUCCGCCGAAGAGGAAGUUACACAAUCCGCCGAAGAGGAAGCUACGCAAUCCGCCGAAGAGGAAGUUACACAAACCGCCGAAGGGGAUCUUACGGAAUCCACCGAAAGUGGUAUGGAGUAAGAAGACAAUACGAUCAUAAAAUACGAAAACGGGGACUACGAUUUAGAAGGCGAAGACGGCGACGACGAGGAUACGGAAGGCGGAGGCGGAGAAGACGAAGAUACAUCAGACGACCUAUCAACAAACACCUGCACUACCACGUCCACCACUACCACUACCACCAGUACCGCCCUCGGUAUCUUCCACCGUACUUACCGGCAAACUGCGGAGGACGAUGUGGUCGAAAUGCGUACUGCUACAUGGGUCAUAGAUGUCUGUGUAAACGGGGAUACCGGGGGAACCCCCUCAGAGGAUGUUCUCCAGGUGGCGGGCCUUGUGGAAAUAAAUGCGGAAAGUACGCCGUCUGCAAAUCUGGAAAAUGUUCUUGCAGAAAAGGUUAUUAUGGAAACCCUAUGGUGGCUUGUUUCCGAGGAUACGUCUGUAAGCGGGGCUGUGGUGUGAACGCUGCGUGUGACAGAAGGACGGGGAGAUGCAAAUGUAAACCUAAAUUCAUAGGGAAUCCUCACGUGCGAUGCAUAUCAUUGUAUGGUUGUACUGGAGGUUGUGGACCCAAUGCCGUGUGUAAGAGUCGGGCGUCACGUAAAUUCUGCGCCUGCAAGCCGGGCUAUGGCCCCAACCCAGUAGUCGGAUGCAAACCAGUCCCCGGAUGUGUUCGAAAAUGUGGAUUAAACGCGUACUGCAAUGCGCUCGCGCGAAAAUGCGUGUGUCGGCGGAACCACGUGGGCAAUCCAUACAUCAGGUGUAGACACAUUUACUCGCUGCCGUGCGGUGGAAAAUGCGGAAAGAAUGCCUAUUGCAGAAAAGGAGUGUGCAUCUGUAAAUCCGGUUGUCAUGGUAACCCAUACUCAAACUGUGUCCGAAAAGGUUAAAAGAAUUAAAAGUUGCGGCGAAAUCCAUUUUUAUCAUCAUUAUUUUCAUUGUGUAGUAUCACGGGGCAGAAAUAAAGUGUGUCAGUAAGGUACAUGCCAUGUACAUGAAAGGUGAAGAUAACGAACAGUGAUCAAUCUCGUAACUCCUAUAAAGGUGAAGAUAACGAACAGUGAUCAAUCUCAUAACUCCUAUAAAGGUGAAGAU